Molecule: messenger RNA, 3678 nt
Organism: Helicoverpa armigera (cotton bollworm)
Lineage: Eukaryota; Metazoa; Arthropoda; Insecta; Lepidoptera; Noctuidae
Gene: Mon1
Product: vacuolar fusion protein MON1 homolog
Exons: 7
Coding region: 224-1888 (554 amino acids)
Biological process (GO): endosome to lysosome transport via multivesicular body sorting pathway; protein targeting to vacuole
Cellular component (GO): Mon1-Ccz1 complex
Source: RefSeq, a predicted model, not a curated record
UGACAAAACACCCCAUAUUCCCGCGUUCCAUACCUAAACCUAAUUUCGCAGCAUCAGAGUGAGAUAGCCGAUAAUAUACGUACGAGAGUAAAAGAGAAGUCGUAUGACUAAUUGUUUUGAAACAACUUGAAAUUGGAACGCAACAUCUAUAACAUUAUUGAUGCCGUUUUGCAGUUGUAAAAUAUCUUAUAAUAAUUUAUUAUUUAUUUGAAAAUUCCUCGUUAUGGCUUCCACAUCUAAAGACGUUCCUACGGUUGUCAUUCAGGAUAAUCCACCUGAUGAUUUGGAACCUGGUGCAUGCUACGACAGCAUCCUAAAUCCGACAGAUUCGUUCGAAGAAUUUGCUUCUGAGAUGAGCUCAAGUUUACAAGAAAGGAAUAUAUCAUUGGCAACUAAAAACAGUACUAUAAGUGAGAUUCAAAGUGAAAUUAUUGGUGAGAGUUCUGCUCAGAUGAAAGCGACAAAGUCAAGUGACGACUUACAAACUAAAGAUGAAUCAAUAUCAGCGUCAACGAGCCACUCCAACUUAGUGGAACAGAACGGUGAUGAGACAGACAAUGAGAAAGAUGAUUAUCUUCAAUCACCUGAACUAGUGAACAAAGAAAAACAUGUCUUCAUACUGAGUUCUGCUGGUAAACCUAUUUAUUCUAGAUAUGGUAACGAAGACAAGUUAGCAGGCCUCUGCGGAGUCAUCCAAGCAUUAGUAAGCGUAGUCGAGGAACAAAACCAGGAUAUAUUGAGAUCUAUCACCACUAAGGAUUGUAAGGCUGUGUUCUUAGUGAAGGGACCUUUGAUAUUAGUUGCAGUAUCAAAGUCCAAUGAGAGUGAAACACAACUUGUUCUACAGUUAACGUAUGCAUUUAAUCAAAUAGUGUCAGUACUUACUCUAACACAGCUGAACAGAAUAUUUGAACAAAGAAGGAACUAUGAUCUGCGGAGACUGUUGUCGGGGGCUGAGCGACUUAUCGAUCAUUUACUUAUAUUUAUGGAGAAGGAUCCCGCAUUUUUGUUGGGCGCAGUCCGCUGUCUCCCGCUCCCCGAAAAAGCCAGAGAGAACAUAACAAACGCUAUACAAACUACUUGCAACAAAAUCAGGGAUUUGGUUUUCGCAAUAAUGCUGGCUGGCAAUCAACUGAUUACCCUGGUUCGAAUGAAGAAGUACACAUUACAUCCGUCGGACAUACAUUUGUUGUUUAACUUGGUUCGAAGCUCUGAAUCUUUUAAGACGGCGGAGAGUUGGACCCCGAUUUGUUUGCCGAAGUUUGAUUCUACCGGUUUUCUCCACGGCCACGUAUCCUACAUCUCAGAAGACUGCCAAGCUUGCCUUCUCCUUCUAACAGUACAACGCGACGCAUUCUUCCCUCUCUCCCAAGCUAAACACACAAUCGCCGAAAAACUUCGCCGGUCAAACUGUCUCGUAGCCAUCAACGAUGCCUUAAACAGAAACGAAGAAUUACCCACAACAAAUCCAUUAAAACACAUAGGAAUACCAGAAAUCAGACAUUUUAUGUACAAGUGUAAAUCUACUGCCCAAUUAUUUACGUCAGAUCCUAUAAGUUUAGAUAAACUACAGGAUUAUAGAAUGAGGCAUAAAGAAGGAGGUGAUAUUAUGGUGAAAAAGGCCGAAAGACUGUCUGAUAUUGACUAUGUGAGGAAUUAUAGAAGGUUUUGCAGUUCUAUACAUUGUACUUCGACGCCGGCUAAGCUUAUAUUUCGGUCGAAUUCUAAUGACACCGUUUUGGCUUGGGUAACAAACGGCUUCGAACUCUACGUAACAUUCGAUCCUCUAAUGGAAAAAGACCAAGCCAUCAAAGCAGUAGACCGUCUUCUCAAAUGGAUCAAGAAGGAAGAACAAAGGAUCUUCAUAAUGCACGCGCCGACCUUCUAGCUAAAAUUCAGUGUGCCUUCACUCAGUGGCAUGAUUAAAAACUCUUUGAAUCGCAACUCUAGUUCUGAGGAGUGUCUAUGAUUUUAUUUUUUACUUCUUUUUCUUUUUUUUUUAAUGGCUGUUCAGGUAAAAUUAUAUAAGCAAAAAAUUGAAGGAAAAACAAACAGUUUUUAUUAGGAGAAUCUAAGUAUUUUCAGAUUACCCGCGAAAUUAUCUAUUCAUCAGCUUUUUUAUCGUCCCACUGCUGGGCACAGGCAUAGAAGGAAAUUAUUUAUUGAUUGGGUAAUUAGAUAUUCGUAUUUCAAAUUAUAUAUGACGAACGAAUUCAUCGCUAGGCUUUAUGUAUUUUGAAUAUAGGAAAUCAAGAGUUUCGAUCACUGUUCAUUUUUCAACUUAUGCGCAUUCGAUCAUGCAUUGAAAAAUAAAAACGUGCUUUUGAUAUUCGAAUUAGUAGGUAUCUCCCGAAUGUGCCACAGGUGAUAUUUUUUGCAUUCUUUUUGAACUGGAUACGAUGCAAUAAAUUGCUUUGUCCAAAAACAAAAUGUAUACUCAAUUUUUUCUUUAAAGCAUAAUGUUGCUCUACCAAUAGCUCUAUGUAAGUAAUUCUGUAAUACAUAUGAGUUUAAUUAUCUCUCUCUUUUACUUAGUACGCAGUCUUAUAAUCCAGCCUUAUUUCAGCCGUAAGUCUGCUAUUCAUAUACUCUGCUAUUUUUAAGAAAACUGCUGAUCCUAUCUGUUUAGCCUCAAUUAUAAAAUAGACUAAAAUUAUCUAUGCAAUUCACGCCAAUUAUAGUUUUCAUUUCUGAAGUUAGCAAUUUGGGUUGCAGUUGUAUUGAUAAAUUCACUAUUAUGAAGCCUAUAAUAUGAUUAUCUUCGGAAUAGAAAAGUUUGUUGGCGUGAACUGUAGGUACAUAUUGUAGUAACAUGAACAAUAAUAUAACGUAUUAUUUAUGAAAUUAGUGCUAGUGAAUUGUAAAAAAAAUAAAAUAAAUUAAUGAAAAUAUAGGUACCUACAUUGAGAAAUCAAAUUAGACUAAUUUAUUGAUUGAAAAUGAAAUUAUUGAAAUGCAUUUAGCAUAAAUAUAGUGUUUGUAAAUUGUUAGAUAGAUGUUAAAAGAAAUAAUGAACUUGGGGUUUUAUGCAUAGACAAGGAGAAUGGCUAAAGCAUUAUCUAACCAACCAUGAAGUUAUAUUUUUCAGGAAAAUGAAUCAAAAAAUAAUAAAAAUAUAUUAGUCUAUUCUCCAUGUCUAUGUUGUGUACAUAAUUAUGUAGAUAGUGAAAUAAAAUUAAUAUGCUCAUAUUUAUAGUAUGAAUUGUUCUUCCUAUUAGAUUUUCAAACUUGUUAGAUUUCAGUUUAAAUAUAACUGUCACAGGGCAUCAUGAUUUUUCUAUAAUUAUGUACAUUGAAUAAGUAGUUGUCUACCUGUAUUCCUUAAUUUUUUUGUUAACUAUCUCAUAUCAAUAUGUAACAUGAACUUUUUUUUAUUUACCUUUUCUGACAUCCGAUAAGUAGUGCUUCUGAUUUAUGGCAAAUUAUAGUCAUCCAAAUUUAAGUUCAAAAAUGAGGUGGUGCUAUAUUUUGCAUAUAGAUUCAUCUCAUUUUCAUAAUGUAAUUGAAUUUAUCAUUAUAUGAGCUUAUGUCCGAUAAUUUAGCCACAUAGAAGUUAAAAUUGAUGUACAUAAUACAAAAUGAUUGUACUUGUAAAUGAAAUGUUUACUUUACAGAGAAUUAUUUUUAUGAUAUUGUUAUCAUAACUUUUUUUUAAAUAUACAUGUCAAUUCAUUGGUA